Messenger RNA from Cyclopterus lumpus (lumpfish), 4927 nucleotides. It is a transcript of the gene phf8, whose product is annotated as PHD finger protein 8. The record is from RefSeq and is a predicted model, not a curated record. Bases 570 to 3635 code for a protein of 1021 amino acids. The transcript has 22 exons. Gene Ontology annotation, biological process: regulation of transcription by RNA polymerase II; protein demethylation. NCBI's taxonomy places the organism in Eukaryota, Metazoa, Chordata, Actinopteri, Perciformes, Cyclopteridae. Gene Ontology annotation, molecular function: transcription coregulator activity; histone demethylase activity.
CUUUAUUGUUCUCUCAAUAACAGACAGCGACGAACGACCGUCUGACGCUGCAACCUUUGAAAUGGCGUUGAUGUAGUUCAAUACGCUGUUGUUUUGUAGUUAUUGUGCUCGUUUCGGUUGCUUCAUAUUUAAGUUUUAUUGUCACGGGUGAACUUCUGGACCUGGCCUCUAUAUUUGGGCAUUACGGAAUUCAUAAACAAAAAUGUGGUAAAGCAAAUUGUUUAUAGUUUACGUUGCAUAAUAAGGCCGCAGCUACCCCCAAGCUCGCGUAGGGAUUACAACGGCUUUUGUAAGCUUGGCCUGCCGCAGCUAGACUUCGGUUUCCAAGUGAAUCUCGGUGGACAUGCGUUAGGAGAAUCUGGAAGUGAAGUCAACUAGCUACAUCAAUAACAUAACCAUUGCUAACGUUUCAUAAUUGAUAAAUAAUUGAUAGUAGUUUGUUUAGUAGUCCCUCCCACCAGAGUUAGAUUUUGACAUUGGUUUCCCCCCCCCACCCACACACACACACACACACACACACACACACACACACACACACACACACACACACACACACACACACUCUCAAUAUGGCAUCUGUGCCAGUCUACUGCUUGUGUCGCCUGCCAUAUGAUGUUACACGCUUCAUGAUCGAGUGUGACAUUUGUCAAGACUGGUUCCAUGGAAGCUGUGUUGGAGUUGAGGAGGACAAAGCAGCUGAGAUUGACCUGUAUCACUGCCCCAACUGCCAGGUCACCCAUGGGCCAUCUGUCAUGCGCAAACGUCGGGGAGGCAAUAAGCAGACAGAUGGUGCUGCUGCUCGAGCAAGAGAUCCAAGUAGGCCUGUUAAGACGGGCAGCUCUCAGUUCGUUAGGGAGCUACGGAGCCGCACCUUCCCAGGUGCGGAUGAAGUUUUGCUAAAGCCGUCUGGUGCUCAGCUGACAGUGGAGUUUCUGGAAGAGCAUUCAUUCAGUGUUCCUGUUAUGGUGCUGAGGCGUGAUGGCCUAGGCAUGACCCUUCCUCCAGCAUCAUUUAGCGUCAGCGAUGUAGAGCACUACAUCGGUUCGGAUAAACAGAUUGACGUGAUUGAUGUGUCUCGCCAAUGUGACCUGAAGAUGCGGUUAGGAGACUUUGUUGAAUACUACAACAGCCCCAACAGAGACAAAGUGCUCAAUGUCAUCAGCCUGGAGUUUUCUGAGACCAGGCUCUCGAACCUGGUGGAGACUCCAAAGAUUGUGAGGAAACUAUCGUGGGUGGAAAACCUCUGGCCUGAAGAGUCUGUGUUUGAACGCCCUAAUGUGCAGAAGUACUGUCUAAUGGGAGUGAAAGACAGCUACACAGAUUUCCACAUUGACUUUGGAGGCACAUCAGUAUGGUACCAUGUCCUGAGGGGCGAGAAAAUCUUCUACCUAAUUUCCCCCACUGCAGCCAACUUGGCACUUUUUGAGCGGUGGAGUUCCUCAUCUAAUCAGAAUGAGAUGUUUUUUGGAGACCAAGUGGAUAUGUGUUACAAGUGCUCUCUUAAACAAGGAAACACCAUGUUCAUACCAACAGGUUGGAUUCAUGCUGUGCUGACUCCAGUGGACUGCCUGGCCUUCGGAGGAAACUUCUUGCAUAGUCUCAACAUUGAUAUGCAGCUUCGGGCAUAUGAAAUAGAGAAGAGAUUGAGCACAGCAGACUUGUUCCGUUUUCCCAACUUUGAGACUGUGUGCUGGUAUGUUGGAAAGCACCUUCUUGAUACCUUCAGAGGUUUGAGAGAAAACCGCAGACAUCCUGCCACUUACUUGGUUCACGGAGCUAAGGCCUUGAACAAUGCCUUCCGCAUCUGGACCCGUAAAGAGGCUUUAGCAGAUCAUGAAGUGGAGAUUCCAGAAACCAUAAAUACUCAGACACUGGUGAAGGACCUGGCCAAAGAGAUUCGUCUGGUUGAGGACAUCUUCCAGCAAAACAUUGGCCGCACUGGACCUCAGUUUCCUGGUUCUCCAAUCUCUAAAGCUCCCCUGACCACCUCUCAGAAUUCAGGACGCCCUCCUGGAAAAAAGAAAGGACCCAAGCCCAAGGAGAUGAUGGGGGGUCUCGGGCCUCCAGGAACUAAGAAGAAGGGUCAGAAGGGGCUACUUAAGGCAGAAGCAGGAGAACUUGACCUCAUUGAGAUCCACACAAAACAUACACUCAAAAAAUGUCAACAUGGAAAGUCCAAAAAUAAGAACAAGCUGGAGUUGCCUUUAGAUGAGUUUGAAGGGAAGCUAAAGAAAAGCAAACUGAAACUUGUGCUGACCAAUGGAAAACUCCACGGUAAGAAGAUCGGCAGCAGUAAUGGUGCAGGAAGGGCAGGAAAGUAUAAACACCUUGCCAUGGAGGGAUCUAGUCUGUCUGACUUGGAAUCCGAGGAUGAGCUGCAGAUUGACGAAACCCCUCCUCCACGACGUAAGCCUGCAGGACCUAACAAGAAAAAGAAACUUAGUGGUCUUCCGAGGAAGCUGCCCAGAGCCAAACCCUGCUCUGACCCCAAUCGCAUCAGGGAGCCAGGAGAGGUAGACUUCGACAUUGAGGAGGAUUACACCACAGAUGAAGAAGCACUAGCCGCCCACGGGGUAAAGGGUGGCGCAGGGGGAAUUCUGGACUUAUUGAAGGCCAGCAAGCAAGUGGCAGGCUUGGACUCCGCAACACUCAGUGAGGAAGCCCCAGCCUCUCCCAGUACUCGUGAUGCCAUACAGGGUAUGCUGUCCAUGGCCAACCCCCCUUCCUCGUCCUCAUCUUCCUCCUCUUCAUCUCCCCUAUCCAUUUCUGGAGGCCUGACAGAGGGAUUAGGGGUGGUCAAGGAAAAGGGUGGCAGGGCAGUAUGGGUGACUGGAGGGGUCAAAAAGACUCCUGAGAAGAAACCUGUCAUUCAGCGUCCUGGGAAACGGCCAAUUAAACGGCCAGCCCGUCACCUUAGUGACGAGGACAGUCCAGAUGAGCAAGAGACUCUGGGAACCUGUUUUAAAGAUUCAGACUAUGUUUACCCGUCCUUGGAGUCUGAUGAGGAGGACCGUGCUAACAAGGCUAAGAUGAAGCGGAAGAAAAACUGGGAUGAUACACCUUGGAGCCCGAAAGCCAGGGUGAUGCCUACCCUACCUAAACAGGAUCGACCAGCCAGGGAAGGGGCUAGAGUCGCAGCUGUAGAAACUGGCCUUGCCGCAGCUGCUGCCAAGCUGGCACAACAAGAGCAGCAAAAGCCUGCAAGAAGAAAGUACACCAAAAAGCAGCGUCCUCCAGCUCCUGUAGCCCCUCCUCCCCCUGUUCAGACUGAGCCAGCCCCACCCUCACCACCACCUGCUCCAGAGACUGCAGCAGACUUGAGCCCAGACAGGAGGAUGGAUUAUUACUCUGCAAGUCUGUUGGACCAUGAAUACACUGCAGGGCCAGGACCAUUUGGCCCUGGAGGCCCAAGAGGCAGUGGAGCUAUGGCCCCUGGUGUAUUCCUCACUUCACGCCGGCCUUCACUUUCUCCACAGAACAGCAGCUCUCACUCUGGUACAUCCCCUGCAGGUUUAACCAGCCAGAGCACAACAGGAGUUGUUCAAGGGAAGCGUCCAAAGAAAGGACUUGCGACUGCAAAACAGAGACUUGGAAAGAUUCUGAAAAUUCAUCGUAACGGCAAACUUCUCUUGUGAGAGAUGUUGGGAAAAUGUCUGAAAACUUAAAAGUGGGAAUGAAGAAAAAGGCUUUAGUGAAGUAGCUCUUAAAGAAAUAGAGAUAGUGAUCUAUAUUUUGUACUCUAUAUAAAUGUUUACUGUUUUCAGCUGUUAUUGAACCUCACUAUAGCUUGUCUUGUACACCAUUUACUCUGCCCAUUUAUCCAUAUCUGUUCAAAUGUGUUUCAAAGGCAUAUGUGUGACUUAAAACAUAUGGUAAGUACUUCUUUAUGGUCAUAUACCAUUUGACGUUUGCAAUCGGAAAUUGUGAGGCACAUUUUAAAAUGUAGGUGGACAUGCAUUCAACUAGUGUGAUCAAUUUACAAAACUCAAUUGUUUCUUUUAUUUAGUUUUUUUUUUUUUGUGGUUCUACUUACGUGAAGACCUUACUGUCCAUCAUACAUUUCAAAAAGGGAAGGGAAAAACAAUGCAUUUUAUGGUCUGGUCAAAUGUAAUGUCCUUUUGUACCUCUUUAAAACAUGUGUUUCCUAUGAUGAUUACAGGAUCCUAAUCUCGACACAAAUUAAACAGUUGUGCAAAAAUUCAGUGUAUGCAAAGCAGCACCCAAAAUGCAACAUGCAUAAGUUAUUUUUCAGGGAUUUGUCAUGAAGUGUGUGUACAACUCCUUUUCCUCCAUAAACUGUAGCUCUACACAUGACGUUAUAAGCACUCAACUGAUGCCAAGAGUAACAUCAUACAGCUCUAUUUAUUGUUAUUAUAUUUAUUUUAACAAGGCAGCCUUUUGCCAUCUCUCAGCUUGUUUCAACAUGGUAUACUUUACCACUUCAUCGUCUUGGUCCCUACUUUAAUUAUUUUCAACCACUUAAUAACUGUACAAAAAUUGUUUUCAUUGCUUUUCUUUUUUUUUUUACAGUUGUCAUUGUAAAUAUUUGUAAUAUUUGUAAUUUAUAUAGCUACAUUGGAAGAGCAGAACAAUUUUAUGCGAUGAAGAGACAUAAUUUGUGCCCCAAGUUUUGGAAGCAUUCUUGGGCCAGUUGUGGAUCUUUACACAGAAUGCGCUGGUUCUAAAAUGUCAGCAGAAGUGUAGAUUUAACUGUGUGAAGGUGCAGGACUUGAGUUGAUAUGUAAAUAUAUGUUGUAAUUUAAGUUCUUUUAUAGUUCAAAACAUUUUAAAUCUUUCUUAACAUAACUUGUACAUGAUACAUUGCUCUAUUUAGAAAAUAUCUGAAAUAGUUUUUUUUUAUAUUUGUACGCAGUAAUUGUCUUGCUGCUUAGUUUGUCAUGUUGUCUUGUCAGUGUAAUAGUGAAAA